This is a messenger RNA of Stegodyphus dumicola, 7543 nucleotides long. RefSeq lists its product as uncharacterized. Gene Ontology annotation, biological process: transmembrane transport. Gene Ontology annotation, molecular function: ATP hydrolysis activity; ATP binding; ABC-type transporter activity. Gene Ontology annotation, cellular component: plasma membrane. The record is from RefSeq and is a predicted model, not a curated record. Lineage: Eukaryota; Metazoa; Arthropoda; Arachnida; Araneae; Eresidae.
CACCCAAUCUCUCUUUCCCCUGACUUGCUCUCUCGUUCGCUCACAGGCAGUGUGCGCAGCAAACCUACGAGACGGGUAUUUUUUCCAGCCGCGGUAUACCUUCGCUUGACAUACCGCGUGCUACCAGAUAGGAUAUAUACUUUUUUUUUUUCCUUCUCACCCUCGCGCUGGAGGUGUUAUAUGUGUCUUUCUCCCUCCCUCAUUUAUCCCGUGCUUUUUUGUCUACCGAGUUGUGUUCAGUUUUAUAGAACUGGGUGAAGAAUUUUGUCCCGAUUGUCUUCGUGUAUUCUUACCAUGUUACCUCUCAGCUAUGGGUUGGAAGUGAUACACUUCUUGGAGCAUCCACACCACAACCGACCGGCUCUUCGGUCUCCAGAGUUGAAAAGAUUAAAGCCUGAUGAGACUCUGGGCCAGCUGGAAGGAGAAGCCAGUGCAAGUCCUACCAGCAGGAACAAGCCAGUGGAAUUGGUUUUUAAAGAUGUAUGCGUAUCACACGAUGGCAAACAAAUCCUCAGGGAUAUUAGUGGACUGGUCAGACCCGGGGAGCUCCUUGCUAUCAUGGGACCAAGCGGUUCAGGGAAGACAACACUCCUUAAUGCAAUUGGGGGUCGAGUACACAUGGACAGUGGACUCGUCACGAUGAAUGGAGAGGAGUUGAAUAAGCAGCUACGCAGAAAAAUAUGCUAUGUCCUCCAACAAGAUGUUUUUUUCACAGAUCUCACACUCAGACAGACUCUCAUAUAUUCUGCUUUACUGAGGCUACCUGACACCAUGCCUUACUCGGAGAAGAUACGGCACGUGGAAUGCAUCAUCGACGUUUUGGAUCUCAGGAGUUGCCAAGACACAAUUAUUGGUGACAUGUUAAAAAGAGGUCUUUCUGGUGGUGAAAAGAAAAGAGCCAACAUUGCUUGUGAAUUACUCCAAAACCCAUCACUUAUGCUUUUGGAUGAGCCUACAUCAGGCUUGGAUUCAUGUACUGCUCAUUCCUUGAUGCUUUCCUUAAAAAGACUGGCCUCUGAAAACAAAUCGCUUGUGGUAACUGUUCACCAGCCAUCUAGCCAAAUAUUUUACAUGUUUGAUAGACUGUUGCUGCUUUGUAAUGGGCAGGUUGCAUAUUUCGGUGAUGCUAGGAAAGUUGUUGAUUUUUUCAGCCAUUUAGGGAUGCAAAUUUCUGCUCAUUAUAAUCCAGCUGAUUUUAUAAUGGAACAAGUUAAGAAAGGAGCUGAAGUUCAAGAAAAAAUCAUCACAGCAGCUAUUGAACAGAGGAAAGAUCCUGAUUAUCCAAAAGAACUGCAAGAAGAUUUUUAUUGUCCAUCAGUAGUCAUUGAAUCAUCUGCACCUUAUGGAGGAAAUGGAAAAUCUGUGGAAUGUCUGCAUUGUCACAGGCAAAUGUGGCCUGAUUUAAAUCACAGAAAUGAAGAUAGUUGUGAACCAUGCUCACAUUCUUUGGUUUGGAAUAUGUCUCAUGAAUCCGUGGAUCAUUCACAGCCAGUUGAACUCCGAGUUAUGAUAGACCCUGAUAAGAAACUUCCUACUGUAUAUAGUAAAGUUGAAUCAAGAGAUGAUGAUGAUUCUGGACGAUCCUCCUGGUCUGAGGUGGCAAGUUCAACAUUUAGCAGUGAGGUAGACUUAAAAGAAGAAAGAAAGUGGCCAACCUCUUUUUGGACACAAUUAAAAGUACUCACUCAGCGUAACUUUAUGGAAGCACGAUCUAGAAUGUUAUCCAAAUUGAACUGGGUGCAAACAAUUGGCCUAGGAAUUGUGUGUGGCCUCAUCUGGUACCAAAUUCCCCGAGUUGAAUCUUCAAUUGCAGAUAUCAAAGGAUGGAUGUUUUUUGGCACAACUUAUUGGAUGUUAUUUGCUCUUUUUGGAUCCUUAAUUUCAUUUCCACCUGAAAGGGAAGUCAUUAAUAAAGAGAGGGCAUCUGGAGCUUAUAGACUAUCUGCUUAUUAUAUUGCGAAAAUGAUUGGAGAACUGCCUCUUGUAAUAACACUGCCAACAGCUUUUCAUUUGAUCUCUUAUCCAAUGAUGGGUUUCCAUUCCAUCCAAACAUUUUUCAGCCUAUGGGGAUUUUUAUUAUUGAGUACCGUUGUAGCUCAAAGUGUGGGAUUAUUUGUUGGAGCAUCUUGUGUAGAUCUUCAAGUGUCCGUCACCGUCUCUGCAUUGUUUUCUUUAUCAACUAUGUUAUUUGGUGGAUAUUAUGCAUCUUCAUUGCCACCCUGGUUACAGUGGUUGCAGUACUUUUCCAUGGUACACUAUGCAUUUCAAAAUAUGCAGAUUGUUGAAUUUGGAGGAGGGCCACCCAUCAGAUGUGCUGAAAGAAAUUCACUUUAUGAAAUAUGCCGUAAGAGUAACACUACAGCCUUCAUUCCUGUUGAUCACAUUGUUCACCAGCAAGGACAGCCACUUUCGAUGUGGAUCAACACAGUCAUUUUAUUACUUUUUCUCAUCGUAUUUAGAUUAAUGGGCUAUGCUGUGCUGCGAUAUGUGCGGAAACCUAAAUAAUAUUGGUAGAAUAAUGUUUAAAAUGUUUUGCAACCACCGAAAUGUUUAUUCUCAAGUGCAUGCACACUGUCUUCAGUCAAGAACUCCAUUGGACUCAUUGAUGUGAUUAUGUGGUAAACUGAUGAUUAAAAGCAACAUAUAUUAUACAGACUAUAACAUCAAUAUAUAUAUAUAUAUAUAUAUGUAUGUAUGUAUAUGUAUAAUAUAUAUAUAUAUAUAUAUAUAUAUAGAUAUAUAUAUAUAAGUUUGGAUAAUUAUAAUUAUCAGUUUUGCCCAGAUUAAAAAUGUGCUAGAUAGAUGCCUCAGGAAACAUGACAAGUUAACAUACAAAUAGAUGAGGGGAUUUUUCUAGGAAUUGAUGUGUGCGAUUAUUAUGCAUUGCACUGCUCAUUUUUGAUGUUCACUAAGUGAACCAAGAAACAUACUACUUUUAAUUAUUAAUGUCUAGCCAUUGUGAUUCUUCUCUGUUUUAACGAUAUUGUACAGAACUGUGAACAAAUGGAUAAUGAUAACAAUAUAUAUUAUUAGAUAAUAUCUGUACUUGUGUGCCAAAUAAAUAUAGAACAACACAGCAAGGCCCAAAACCCAAUGGUGUAUGAAAAAUAUCAGUGCUUGUGAUAUAAGGAACAACACCUUAGAUAGGUUGUUCAUAAAAUGCCACGAACUGCUUUCUUGAAUCCUGGCAAGUGUAUUUUCGUCGAAUUCUUUGUGUGUGAAUGAAAGCAAAGAAGUGAUGUGAGGCAAGUAUUGUGUUACAAGAAGUUUGGUGGCUAAUUCUUUUAUGUUGUGUAAUGGUCUCGGUUAUAUUUUCACAAUAUUAAGAGGCUGUUUGAUUAAAUACUUUUCAAGAAAGUGCACAAACUUGUCCUUAGAUACAUAUAUAUAUAUAUACAUUGUUCAUGAUAUAAAUAUAUUUGAACAUUUUAUUAGAUGUUUCAUCUUCAUUGCAUUUUCUAAGUUCAAAUUGUCAUAAAUCAUAUCUUAAGAAUUCAUUUUUGCACUUUGCUGUAGAAAAACUGCAUUUGUUUUUGUAUGGACUAACUUUGCAAAAAAGUUCCGCUUAAGUCAUUCAUUUAUGAAUUAUGAUUGAAACCUAAAAUUCUUGGUGGAUUUGAGUUUAAGGUUCAGAUUUUUUUUUAAAUCAAGUAUUUGGGGGCAAAUCAAAAUUUAGUACCUGGAUAUCAUUUAUUUUCAAAGUUGAUAGUUGGAACUGUAAAGUUAAAUGCAAUAAAGUUUUAUCCAUCUUGGUGAAAGCAGAAAACUAUUGAUAAUAGUUUUUUCUUGCAGUCACAAAAAACAUUAUAGUCUUGGGGGAAGUAUUUUCAUGAUUUGAAGUUGGCAUUGAUAUCGUCACAUAAAACUCUGUAGUGUCAUUUCAGUAAUGUGUUAAUGUUGUAACAAUUAGUGUGGUUUGUAUACGUAUGUAUGUUUAUAGUAUAUUUAUGUGUGUCUGUCUUUUUAAAGUUCCAGAGAGCAAGUGCCUAUGUAAUUGUGGUGAUUUAUUUAUAUGACCAGUUAUUAGAACAGUAUAGCUUUAAUUCUUUGUUUUAUGUGCACUGGCUGCAACAAAUAAUGUUGUUACAAAACAACUUUCCACUGUUUCGAGUACAGUUUUAAUGUUUCCAAAUUGAAAUGAAAUAAAAUUUCAUACUUUGAUGAAAAAUUAUUUUAAUAAAGAUAUUUUUAUAAGUUUAUAUUAAUUACAAAAAUGUUAUAUUUUUAAGGUAUUCAAAUGAGAAUGAUUUUCUCAGAUCUUAUUUUAGUAAGAAGUUUUCAAAUAGUAUUGUACAUUAAAGAUUUCAUUUCUAUUUUCUGUUUGAAUUAACUAUAAAAUAUUUUCAUAGAGAUAUGGGAAAUGCAGAUUAAUUUUAAUUAGUUAUUAAAUAUAUACUAAAUGAAAAUUUCAAAAAGUUUUUAUCAGAUAGGAGCAGUCUCUUGUGAAAGCUAGAUUAACGUUCCUAAUAUUGUGAUAUCACCAUAUGAGGUGCUACUGGGACUGUUUUCUAUUAUCAUUUAAGCUGUGACACCAAAUUACAUACAAAAUAUUUGUCAUUUAAAAUAAUAUUUAAUUUUUCUUAAAUCUUUUUUUUUUUUAAAUUUUAUUUAAGAGGCAUGAGUCCUGUAUAAAAUCAAAGAUUGUAUAUUUUGUAUUUGGUUUCUGUACAUCUCCUGACUAACAGUUAUUUUCUGUUUUCAUAACAAAAAAAAAUAUGUUUCUCUAUAUUCCAGUAAGCAUUAUGAUUUAAAUUAUUUUCUUAUUAGUUUAAGCUAUAAUGUCCAUUCUGAUUUUUCUAUAGCAUUUUUUCAAAUUAAUUAGCUUUUCAAAAAUUCAUUUUUAAUAGACUUUUGCACAGUAAAUUUAUUUCAAUGGCCUACUGUUCAAAAACUUAUUUUUAUGCCAUAAAAUAUUGAGAGAAUACAUGUCCAAUGAACUAUACAGACUUGAAAAAAUAAAGAAUUCACUGCAUCAAAUUGAUAUUGCAAUCGUGUAUACCCGUUUGUCAUGUGAUAAUAUUUAUAAAUAUAUUGCACUGCUCUAGGCAGUAAAUAUUGUAUAUAGUAUUUACUUGCAAAUUUAUAUCUGCUCUUUUUUUUUCCUCCCAUAAAAAGUAUGAUUAAAAUUUUUGUAACAUUAUUUCGUGAUACACAUUUUACAUUUUACAAGUUAAAAUGUAAAAAUAAGCACUGACUGUCUAACUUGAUGGUUCAGACUUUUGGUUGCUAUAAUUUUCUGCAUCUUUUCCCAUAUUUUUAUUCAUAUUUAUGCAAAGUUUAUAUUAUAUUUUCAUGAAGUAUAUUUAAAUUUCAUGCACUGCUUAUAAAGAAAUAUUUUUUGGUUGUAUGCUGAAAUUUUUGGCUCCAUGAAUAAGAACUGUGUAUGUGAAAGGUGGCCAGAAUUGAUUGUGAUUGAUAAUGUUCCUUUGAGUGUUUGUAUCUGCUUGUGUGUUGAUCUCUGUAAAGGAAAAAUAAUGUUCAAUGACCAGAUUGAUGUAAUAAUAUGUGCUUAUUUUUAAAUCAAUGUGUUUUCAGAAGUUAUUUUUUAGGUUUUAUUUUUAUGUCAUCAUUAAAUGUAGUAAUGGGUUGUUGAUUUUUUUUUAAUCUAAUAAAAUUUCAUUUUUUUGGGGGGAUUUUUUUUGGAAGGGAUUCAAAAAAAAAUGAGCGUCAUAAAAUUUAAUAUGUAUUUAUGAAGUUACACUGGAUUAAAUGUUCAUGAAUAUAAGAACUGCAAAUUUAAUCUAGGGUCAAUAAUAUAUGCUGCAUGUUUAAAAGAAAAUUCAUAUUUUCUAUUUCUCAUUUUUUUCCUUUAAAAAAAUGUAAUGAAUCCUCUUGCCCCUCUAAAACAAUCACCUCUAAAAAUGACCAGUAUUUAUGAGAACAUUAUAAAUCUCAGUAUUGAAUAUCAUCUUUUUAAGAUACUCUCUUCCACCAAAGACCAAAAAUUACCUGGAACAUAAAGUGGAGGUCUUAAAGAGAGUUCAUUGUAUGUAUAAUACAUCAAUCUGGUUUUAAAAAUGCCCCUUAUGCAAAAAUUUUGUAGUUGGUGUAUUUCAAAUUUUUAUAUUGGAGUAUGUUCACAAGAAAUGAUGCAGUCACUGUAGUUUAUUGUGAACUAUGUGAUUAAUCUAACUGAUAGGUUGUGCUUUGUUAUUUUGAGUUGGUUAUAUAUAGACAAAUAUAAAUUUGAUUGUUUACUGUUCUUAAACCUUUGCAUUUCUCGAGAAAUUUUAAAAAGUAAUAUACUGAAAUUGAAAUACUAUUUAAUAUAUUAAGCAAGUUAAAUUUUUAUUCGAAUAGUUCUUAAUGAAUAAAUUAUUUGUCUUUUGCAUGAAAAUUCAGAUUAAAAUUCUUAAAAAUCUGAUAUAGAUUUCAUCUUUAUUUUGCAUAUGGGCCAUUUGAUUCAUUUCUCUAUCCAAGAAUGUAAACAUUAAGAACAUUUCUCUCUUAUAAAAAUCUGCCCAAUGUUUAAUUUCACUUAUGCUUUUUUAUAGUGUUUUAUAAGUUUUUACAUAUUAUUGUAAUUUAAAAAUUAUGCCCUCUUCAUUACACGGUAGCUAAAAUAUAAUUUUAAUAAUUAUCGAUUAAAAUUUAAUGCCACCUUUUCUUUAUAAUCAUUCCAUUCUUAAGAAUUUUUAAGUUACCAGUUUCAGUCACUAGAUGACAGCACGUGGAUAUAUUUCUUGUUUAUGUAAUGACCCUUGCAUUACAUGACUAUCUAACUGCCCUAAGGUAUUUCUCUUCAUACCUUUUCAAUUUUUAUAAUCAUUCCAUAAUUAAGAAUGUUUAAGUUGCCGAUUUCAGUCACUAGAUGGCAGCACUUAUGACAAACUUCUUAUUUACACUGCAUUAAAUGAAUUUUUAACGGGCCUCUUUCUCUUCAGAAUAUUUCCUGUAAUAUUUUAUGAGAAAUCCAUAUAUAUUUACAGAUAUUAGUAUUUCAUUGUUACCAGAAAAGUACAUAACCAACAUCAUACAUGUGGAAUGAUUUCGUGUAAUUCUUGCAUAAUUCUUAACUAAUUAAGCAUCAUAUUCUUAACUAUCUUACGACAGCUGUAUUUCAUUCCUUGUUGACACGCACAAUGGAAAUUCUGUGAUUUUUUCCCCCUAAUAUGUCUUUAAUUUCACUAAUAUAUACUUGGUAACUAAUUCUUCCCUUUUAGUUAGCCAUAUUUUGAUCUUGUUAUUUCCCAGUGUGGCUAAUUUUAUUUAAUUAUCAAAAUAUCGAGAACAUUACUGUAAUUCGAUUAAUAAUAUUUCUGAAGGAAAAUCUGAAAAGCAGUGUAAAAGAGACUUGAGUGUAAUUAGCAAGAGCUGAAAUACUUUCUGUUGUUUCCAUACUGAUAGCUCACAUGCAUCAAAUGUUAUUUCUAAAUGUGGCCUAAAAAUCAUACAAUGAUGAAAUGAGUUCUACCAUUAAACACUGCCUUUAGAUAGAGGGCCAGCCUUAUUUAUAAAUUAUGUGUUUCGUCUAUGUCGUAUUAAUUGAAAUCAUUUGUUCUCUUUUUUAUAUAAGUAUUAAAGUGCUCUUACUUCACAACUG